This is a messenger RNA of Pocillopora meandrina, 10907 nucleotides long. The record is from the annotation of a GenBank genome assembly. Lineage: Eukaryota; Metazoa; Cnidaria; Anthozoa; Scleractinia; Pocilloporidae.
UUGUGUUAACUGUGUUGCCGAUUUAUGAGUAAAGUGAGAUGAUCCCUGAGCAAGCUUUUAUCAAGUCAGUUCUAUGUUCGUUCGCAACGAUAUGCUUUGAGUGUCUCCAAUAUCGCAAUUUAGGCACGGCCCUAUAAGUAACACUACCGUGAAAAUUCCAGAGAAACAAACAAACAGAAAAACGUUCACAAAUCGGCUUUUUUUGCAAACGUACUUUAUAUAAGGAACGGUUUUAGAACCCCAGGAUAUGGAGUAUAGAUUUAUGACUCUUGGAUAUAAGGUACGAAUUUAUGAUCAAAGUCAAGAUCGCGGCAUCAGACCCCUGGAUGUGAGGUACGAUUAUGGUUUCAUAGUAACCUCUCUUAUUUCUGUAAAUGUUAAAACUUUAGGGUACGGUGUCGGACUGCGUAAUUACCAAAGUGGCUUUAAGAGAGGUUUGUAGAAGACUAAAUCAGAGGGAGCAGCCAAACACUAACAGCCGAUAUUUCCGCUUGUAUAGGUAUGAAAUAUGCAAAGUCUAUGAACCUCAUGAAACGAAUGGUUUUUAAUUAAUACUGAUUGGUAACAAAAGGUUUCCCAUUCAGGUUAACACCGAGAGCAAUGUUACAUACUAAGCACACUUUCUUCCUGAUCCUGUAAAGUAUUUCCGUCUUCGUUAUUUAAUUUAUUUACUUUACUUUACGCCGUUCUUGGAAAAGUCUUUUCCCAUAGAACGAAGCAAAAUGCCUUUCUCAGAAAGAGUACCGUUCACAAGUAAUUUCAGCUUUUGAACUCUUUGCGUCGGCCAAUUUAGGUUAUCAACUCAGUUAAUAAUACUAAAUUAACCUGUUAAUUUUAAUGUUGUUUUAAAUGUGUUUAACUGAAUGGUUGCUCAAGUACAGUCAGUGAGUGAUUGGUUAUAUAGUGGCUGGAAUCUCUUAAAGAAAUAAUUUCUUACCAUUUGUGAUCACAGGCUCGUCGAACAUUAAACAAGAUAAAUAUAUAUAUAGCACGGAAGUCGCAAUGAUAUCAGACUAUUGAAGAGCUGUGAUCUAACUGACUCUCUUAUCUCAAAUCUUUCAAGUAUUAGUAACACUGCACAGUCGAAUGUUCUGGAGACAGUUUGCAAUAGUGCUCUGUUCAAAAGUGAAAGGUCAUCUUUUCAUCAUUACUGAGAAUGAUUUUUUUCGAUGAUUUUCAAACUCAAUACAGAGGCUUUGCAAUCAUAAGGGUAAGAAGUCAGAGUAGCUUGGAUUGAAGCAAGUUUUAGGCAUAAACAGUAGAACAAAGCAAUAACUGGGUUGAUAUCCGCUCACUGGUAAAGCCAGUUCAAGUUUCUGAGUGUCUGACUCAUUCAUAAUCACUAAUGGCUUUUCACCACUUAAGAAUUGUAUGAAAUAAAGCAAAAUACUGUAUGUGACCUAUAUACUCAUCAAUUAGAAUAAACAAAACCCUUCCACAAAUAUCUUUCAUCUAUAAACUUGUCCUCUGUACGAAUUCAAGUUCACACCGUCUGAUAAAUUUUAUGGCAGAUUUGAAAAUUCGAGUGCUUCGUUAAUCUGCGAACUUAAAAAAAUUACGAGAAAUAAUUUCUUUGUUUAAUUUGUUACAAAUUCACCCACUUAAUCUUGUCUAGAUAACCUUUUUUUAUAUAAAAAAGUAAGUUAAGACCUUUAGAACUUAUCAAACUGUGCUGAAAUGCCCGCAGUUUGGUCUUGACACCAAGCUUGGAAACAUAGGGCGGCAUCAAGUGUUCGCUUUGGCAGUUCGUUGGCGUGCUAAAACCAGGAGUUCAAGUUGUGUGCAAUGAAAACACAACACUACUGUGUCCUCCAAAAGGUUAGGGCUAAUUUCUGUGUCGCCUGUGAGAAUUUUUAUUUUGCAUAACAAUCGGCACGAUAUAAAAACUGAAUGAGCUUUUCCACGCACGCAGAUACAGAAUUGUUCCUCAAGGCUCCCAACACUUGCACUAACAUCCUGCUUUUAAAAUCAUUCACUUACGUACCGCUAAGGCGGCAGGCUUGUUCGUGUGCGCACGAACUUAAUCCUUGUCUAAGCGUCUCAGACACUCUCUAUAACGUUACGAACAUAGAUCAUGAUAAGAAAAGUCAUCUUAUUUUAUCGCGUUUUUUACACUCUGUAGAUGAAGCAGAAUUUAAUAUGUAGGGUGCUGCCUUUGAAAUACUCUUUAAUUUGGUUGAAGCGCUUCGUUGGCCGAGGACACAUACAAUCACGUGCGUUGGAUGAAAGCACGAUUAAUUCUACUCAAUUUGCACAAAAAUGCGUCUGUUUUACUCAAUUGCCUCGUGAAGGUAUGCUAAAGUCCAAAUUGUCAAUGGAGCUUUGUGAAUAUCUGUCUUCUCGAUUAUGCAUACUUAAAAACGAGGAUAGAAUUUUUAUAGGAAUUUUUUCUAAGUUGUGUUCUACAGAUCACUCCGUUUAAUGUUUUAGGUAUAUUAAUAAGGGAGCUAAAUUUAGUUUUUAUAUUUCCAAUCAUCAAAUCUCUAAAAUUGUAACCCUCUUGUAAAGUGUAUGUGCCUCAAGUCAAGAUUUUUUCUGGAAAUCAAUUGUUUCGUUCAACUACUUGCAUUUUUGCAUCUGUAACAAAAGUAGUUUGCUCUUUUCAAAGAAUGUUUUGACUACAAAGAUAAUUCAAAUCGAUUGGCCAGUCACAAUAUUGUCUCAGUUGUGUCAGUGAGAACUGCAUUUUUAUAAGGAUGUGGACAGGCUUGGAGUAGUUAGGUACGUAAAAGUCAUUUUUUUCUUCAAACUAUAAACUACUGGCACAACUUAGUCAACUCAAACUUGUCCAGAUUAUCCAAAAAUUUCAGACGCUUUUUUCGACGUGUUCUUUUCGUGAUAGAACGUUUGAUCAUGUGUUCCGUACGUGGUGGAAUGAGAUAGAGUGUAAUUACAGGUUAACUGAGGCCAAACCGGCCGCAAGGGAAGAACUGUUCGACUAUUUUCCCAAAGAAAUGUUAUUGUUCACGCUGAGAAUUAAUUAUUGAUAUUGCUCCAAAUAUCACACCUAUUUCAGCGAUCACAAAGACAGUAAAUCAGAGGUGGAGAUGACGAGGUUCAUUUCAUCUAGGUAAUUUCUUUGAGAUAAAUUUAGAAUUUGUUGCUGAUACUGCGCGAAUAACGAAACAGGUAAUCUUUCCAGGAAGUUUUCGGCGAUGUUUCAAGCGGACUGCUUUACUUGGACUGACUUUCGUGGUUGCUUCUUUUUUCUAGUAGAUUUGAUAUGUUACAGCCACUUAUCUUCAGAAGGGCCGUAAGAUCAACCUUAGAUAAGACAUUGUCAAAUUUUUGCUUUUGUUCAGUUUAGUUACGUAACACAUCGGUACCCCAAAUACGGACAUCGCGCCUUUAAGUAAAAAAGACUCUUUUGGUGUCUAAUCACCUCAGUCUUCUACGGGAUGGUGCAGCUGAAGACCAGUUCCUCGUAAGUACUCAUGAUCAGGAAAUUUCAUCGGACAGGAAUACGAGAAAGUUUCCAUAAAAUUCAUUCCGGUUGACGACCAUUCUCGACCUGGUUGCCAUAAAAGUCUGUCAAUGGCUUUUAACAAUAUUACUUUUAAUUGCAAAUUAUUUGUAUCAACGAUUUGAUAAAAUAAGAUGAACUGUUCCUCUGACUACUAUUUUGCUCCUAAGCUAAAGAAAGUUUCACUGACAUUCGCCGGAAAUUGGGCAUAAUUCUGUCAUAAUUUGUAUUCUGUUAAUUAAGAAAGACGCAUAUACCAAUCGUAUACACAAAAGAAAUUUGUUUCGCUUGAGACUGAAAGCAAACCGCUCGCGUGAGGUUCUAACAAGAUAUUGCCUUGCUUUCUGCUAAUACUGCAAGUUUGCGGUGUAGGAAAAGGUAAUAAAUCUCGUUUAAACUUUUCUGCGGUCUAUAGUGGUCGGGAAAUUUUGUGAGAGCCUUGAGUUAAUGGAUUCUCAAAACCGCUUUAAGUGACAUAAAUAGACACAGGUAAUUUAUAAGACUUAGCAAAUAACCGUUAUGACGCCUUAAUAUCUAAAAACAAGUCUUAACAACUCGUGCCUUGACGAAUUAAUGGCUCUUCGAGUCUGUAAUUCGCGUGCACGAGCCGGAAAUUGAUAAAGUUUACGAAGUCUAAACAAUGAUUUUGCGCUUCAGGGCAAAAAUGCAGAUUAGCACGCGCGUACAGCAGGUUGUAGAAUCACGGCACGUGAAGUGCUUUCUGUUGAGGCGGUAGACAAUCUAUUGGAUGAAAUUCUCGGUGUAUCAUAAAUCCCUGUCUUUAGGAAUAUAGGAACUGAUACCAUUUUCUCACUUCCUUUCUGUCACACAAACCAUAUGAAAGUGUUGAAUUCACUUCCGGUUCACUUAGUUACCGGUCACGAACCAAUAAGAAUCGAAUCUUCGCGAGAAGUUUCACUUGAGCGUGUGAACAAAAGGCUUUGUAAACCAAUCACACUUACCUACCACAAAGCUCUUUGACAGGCGACAAAAAUCACGAUUUUUUUGUGUGUUUUGUCCAUACAAAUAUUUAUUAGCGCGCCAAGAGGUGUCUCUCUCCAUCAGACAGUACAAGUCGUCAAAUAGAUAAGUACACCGCAAUAAUUUGACGCCUAUCACUAAUAAGAUUGUUGCUGAGGGGCCUGAGAAUGACUUCAGUGCGUCAGUUAAAGUAAAGGUAAAAUAUAUUUAAAAAGAUAUUGUCACAACUAGCGACGGCAAGUCUGGAAAAUUGACUUAAUUUCGCCCAUCACGCGAUAGGGAAGUUUCGGUGACAGCGAAAAAAAUUCCCUUUUUUUGUUUUCAUAGAUGUUAGUGGCAAUUUAACAGAAAUUUGACGGUCGAAGACAUGGAUGGUACCUGUAUAAAACUCGAAGAGGAAAGUAUUUUGGAUAACCGUACCCCAAUGGAUGCUGUUACCACGCAGCGUGACAUGACAGUGAUAAAUUCCUCGAAAGAGAACGACCACGUAGUGGGAUCAUCGAAAAACAGCGAGAUUCAAGGUACAAUCGGAAGCGCCGACUGUAGCGAUCAUUCGUUUGCUGACAAAAAGAGCACAUCUAGCGAAGACCCACUUCUCUCCUCGUCGGCUGUCGCGCCCUUAAAGGACGGGUGUACCGACUUGACUGAAGAGGAUGAGUGUAGAAUUUGUCAAAGUAGAGGAGAAGAAGUUUUAAUCAGCCCGUGCAAAUGCGCUGGGUCUGCGAAAUGGGUUCACGAGAGUUGUCUGGUAAAGUGGUUCCAAAUUUCCCAAACGACCUCGUGUGAGCUGUGUUCACGAUUUGUGGUUAUCAGGAAGCGGACAAAACCGUUUCAGCAGGUAAGCGAUGCAUUUUUUUUUUAUUAAGAAACAAAUAAUAUCUAUUUGAAUCCCGACACAUGGUUCCCACGUUUUGUUAGCUUUUAAUAGACUUUGUUAUAUGCAAGAGGCCAACUAAAACAUUAACAUCGUUUGAAUAUUAUUUAUGCCAGUUUCUUUGUUUAUAUUCUCACGCCCGACUGGUUUUCUAUCAUCACAAACCUCGCGGAUCAUCCAAUUUCUGUGUUGUCAUACAUUAGUGAGUAUAAAUACUGUUUGUCUUGUAAUGAUUAUCAAAAUAUUAAUUUGACUUUGCCACCGGAAAUUUUCUAAUGGCAAGUCGCGGUGAAUGCAAAAGAAACUUCAAAACCACUGACUCGAACCCGUUGAAUAUAUAAUACCCGAAAUGGUUUUUUAUUCUUUUUUCGGAAAACUGGCUGGCAUCCAUUACUCAUAGUUAAGUGGGCAUAGCGUACCAGUAUUGUAAUUUUUUGUUGAUAAAAACGUAAAUUUGAUUGGGUAACUCUUUGAGUAUAAAGCAACGAUGUGAAAAUCGAAUAUUGCUAUCGUAAACUGCUUCAUAUUUGCAGUUUAAGUAAAUUUAGAUUUUAUAGAAAGCUUGCAGUUUAGUCUAUGAAAGAUUAUUCAGCAGUAAGCUUUCGACAGAUGAGGCUAUAAACGACGUCUAAAAUCUUGCCAACUGAUUUAUUGAUGAGCAUUUUAAACAGUUUUCACUGUUGGAAAGAGGCGCGAUUGUUGUUUCAAAUAGAAAGAUUGCAAUUAAACGAGAAGCUAAAUAAUUGAAAACUAGAAAAAAAAGUGAGAAAUUUGGCAGUUGUGACUGUAGUUUUUGCAACCUUCAAAAAAAGAAAAUAAAAAAAAAACGAAUAGAAUUACAAUGAUUUAAAAAGUUCAAAUAUUAAUCACUUUCUUUGCAUCCAAAAAAAAUCUUUAUCUUUUUACCUGUCCGAAAAUAAAUUUUAACUUUUAUUUUGUGCCAGAAACGCUCAAAAUUAUUUCUUCCACCCUUGAAAUGAUUGUUUAUUUGGAAUUUGUCCAAAUUGUAGUAAUUAGUCGGACUGAAUAUAAUAUCAGAUAAGUCCAAUAAUAGAUGUUUGUUUUCGGUGCAGUUAAAAUACUUAUUUGACCCUUAAGCGUUGAAUCCUGCGGUUCACUGAUGAGACAGCCCUUCAAGAAAUCUUCUGUAAUUUCGGAAAACCAUUUGUUCGGAUUCGAACCUAUAACUUUUUUACCAUACCGUGACGAAGCCAACCCAGAUCUCGACUUCGAAUUGAAUUAAAUUAAACCUUCGCUUCAAAGAGAAAAAAGGGAUUCAAUAGAGAAACUUGCUGCACCGUGGUUUUGUUUUUUUUUUUUUCUAGCCGCGCAGUCUCUGGCGCGGAUUCAACCUUAGACGUUUCGAAUUGGCAGCCCCUAAGAAGCGCGAGGAAAAAAAUCCCUGAACUCACUAUAAUCCCUUCAUUUACAUUCACUAAAUUCUCCAUAUAAAUUUUUUUUUUUUGGUGAAAUAGGUUUUAAAUGUCAAUUUUCACUAGAAAUGCUUUUAAUCAUAAUUUUUCCCCUUCAGAUGUUUGUUUGCAUUGAAUUUUUUUUCGCGAACUUGUAGAGGGUCCCCAAAUUGUAUUUUCAUGUUAACAUGGCCUUACUAAUUUAGGGGUAUUCUGAAGCUCAAAUGGUAACUAAAGAAACCGAUGGUGAGAGGUUCGAUUCCACGAGGGAGAUACAGAGUACUCUUUGUCUCUUUGAAGCGCGAAAUCCCAAGGUCUAAAAUUCGAUUUCUCGCGGGGCGCCAAGUUUUUUCCUUGUUCCGCCCUUUGACGUACAGUAGUAGAGCUUCGCGCCGCGAGACCAUUGGUGUGAUGCUUUAGUCCUCGAGAGGUUGACCUCUUUCUCCCGUGCUUGAGAAAAAUGAAUAACGAACAUCCCUCGAAGACCGAGUACAAAUUUCGCCAUCUUUCAUUACCUAUCUAAUAUAUAGAUUUAGGCAAGCCUAAAAGCGGAGCUCGCAUUUUUUUUUCCCACACGGCUCUUCGACAAAACUAAACCCCUACUAUGGAUAAAGUGCGUGGUAUAUUAAUCAUUCGCAACUUCUCCGUGUCCGUGUAGAGGACUGAUUAUAAGAUAGUGCCCGUGGUACAGUUGGCCGCGUAUGCUAAAAGUAGCACCUUGCACGGUCGUACGGUCGUACAUCCAAAUUUUUUCGGCUUGAUAGGUUACUACUAUUUUGUAUAAUUAUGGGACUACGCUUUGCGAGCUCCGCUAUUAAACUACAAUUUUAAAACUUUUAUUUUUCCUGGACCUGCUUGUGAGAUUUGAGCGAGUGUAACUAUCAUAUUGUGCGUCGAACUUGAAAAGACUCGGUGUUAAAUGUAAUGUUAAGGUUUCCAAGAAGUGUUGGUGGAGUAACACGUGUUUGUCUCUUACUGAUCACGCGCUGUAGACUACUACCGUUAGUUGUAAAUUGCUUGGAGAUUCUAGUUCAAGGUCAAAGCGGGCGACUAUUUGCGGGGAAAAAAAAGAGAUAGGCGUAAUUUUUGUAUUAAAGUAUUCAGAAGUACUCUGACGGUUCUAACUGCCACAGCCGAUAGUCAAUGUUCACUAUUUAUUUGAUACAGAAGAAGUGCAAUGCUCAAGUACUUUUAAGCUUGGCUACUGUAAAGAGCUUUUUUCGAUUGAAAAUAUUAUCAUUCUAAAAGAUAAGAAGUUGUGGGCCAAGAUCACCGACAGCGAUUUUCCAACAGCUUUAGAUGACCUUUUGCCACCAGAGCGAACAAUGGAUACGCUACGUAAGAGGCGCCAUAAUUAUAUUCUCCCGCUUGUCAGAACUGAACGUUUCAAAAGGACCUUUAUUAAUAGAUGUUUGUUCUCUUAUUAGUUAUUCAGUUAGUAAUUUAGUUAGUUUAUUAGUUUUAUACUUGCUGAUUUCAUAUCAUUGUAACUAAACACGUUUGUUGUUUAGAGUGCUUAAUAAAGACUUAUUAUUAUUAUUAUUAUUAAGUAAAGUGGCUCUGGGCAUUUGAGCUUCUAGCGUCGCCAGGCAACAUUUACAUAUAAAUAGCGUCUGUUUAUUCACGCGUAAGGACAGGGGUUUGUAAGUGUGUCGCAUGAAACCAAGGAAACCCUCUAGGGAGGCUUGAAUGCAAUUUGUAACCGAACAUUCUACUGUGGCUCCGACCAAAUGUAUCUGUUUUGGUCACGGAAAAAAAAUAUAUGCGUAAUAAUAUUUAUCUCAUACAUACUGAGAAUUACUCCUUGAAGUACUCUUGUUUGUGUCUCUGAUUGGACGAAAGAUGUACAUCCACAGUCGUUUGCUAGCAUUGAAAUGUGAAAUUAAAUUAGUAUGCAUGAAAUAAAAACAUCGCACCAUGGAAAUUGCUUCAACGAUUUUUAUUCACUCGUUGCAAUGCAGCGAAAAAAAAAACACUCGUUUACUGUGCUCACUUGUAAUUUUUUUUGAUGCAUCUCAAAUCGAUCGUGAAUAAAAAUCGUUUGUGCGAACUUUCCAUGGAAUAAUCUCUAUCACUUGCAGUAACGUUUUCGUUUUCAAAUUUCUACAAUAACUCGUUUUUAUUUGAAAACGCGUAAGGUUUGAUGCGUUUCCGACUAUCGACCAAUUACAACCCAACCCCCCCCCCCCACCCUUCGAGCUCCUCAAUUUCACCAGAAUUUGAUGGGCUUCUUCAAUAGUGUAAAAUUGUAGGAAAGGACGCAUCAAAGAUUUGUGAACAAAUAUGCUUUGUUAAGAAUUGCGUUUGGUAGAAUAAGCCAGAUCUUAUUUAAAACAAUGGUUCAGGAGCAAGGGUUUCGGGCGAGAGAUUACAAAAUAAUCUCUUGUUUCGGAUGAAUAUGCAAAUUUUACGGGCUCCGACGACUGUAGGAGGUAACUCCAGUCUUAACAAUGCAAAUUGGUCAGUUAAUUAGACGAGAAGAUGGUCGGGAGGUUUUUAAAUAGAGUUCGUGCUCACUGCUGUUGAAAUUCGUUCCUUGGUAGUCUCGUGUUUACACUAAAGUCUCUUUUACCACACUUGUGCAAAACAACCAUUUUUUUGUACUUCUGACAACGUCCGACCGCUUGGAACUACGAUAGGCUGAUUCAAAUUUGAUUACUUCGCUAUUUUUCUGCCGAAAAUACAGUGCGAAAUAUUACACUGUUCAUGUUUGUUCAUUCUUUCCUUCUAUUUUUAUCUUUCUGACAGUGGCGCAUACCCCGCGAUGGACUGGGACCUUGCAGUCGCUUGGAUCUCUGGUACUUGUUUGUCACAAUAUUUAGUAUUUGCACCAUUUUAGGAUUUGGUAUUUUUCAAAUGUUAGUCAAGUCCAAGGAGCCGGAAACAACUGCAGUGUUUGCCGCUAUUUAUGCUCUUUGUGGAAUAAUGAUCCUCUUGAGAAUUCACUACUUCUACGUGUGGUUCACUCGACGAAGCAAAUUUUGGCGGAAGUGGAAAACUGAGAAUCGAGUCUGGACUGUGGCCUCUCCUGGAACAGUUCUGAAAUACAACGAAGAGGGUACAAUUGUAUGAGAGUUCUAGUUCUUUUAGAUCGUGUGAUUUUCUUAUAACGUCCGCAAAACUCUUUGUUGCGGAACACAUGGACACAAAGAUGUCACAAACCAAUCUUACCUCAAUGUAUUUUGGAACCUCAAUUUCUUUAGAUACUGAUCAAGCUGACAGUUUUUUGUCUUAGGUUUACAUAUUUUCCGAGAAAAUCGUUGUUAAUUCAUGUUAAAAUUUUGAUGAUUCCAAUGAUAUUUGGAAGAAAAAAAAAGAAAAUUGUUCGCUUCAAUUUAAAGAGAGAAAUCGCUCAAAGCUGUUAAGGGAGAAGGUUCCUUUUAGGGCGCUUACAAUAAGGUAGAAAUGACUAAGCGGAUCAGUCGAUGAAAUUGCUGCUUCAUUCACUCAGCCUAAAUUUUGUUGGUUCAAAUAGGAAAAAGAUCCUACCUGGUCUUUUGCAGUUUUCUUUCCUCAAACACUGCUUGAGGGUGCUGCUUGUUUGGUCUCGUUAUUAGAGUUCUUGAGAAAAAUAUAAACGAGGCCGACUAGAGUGUUACCUGCUUAUUUUUGCGAGAUUAUAAAAUGCAUUAUAUCCUUUCUUUGUUUUUCUGUCAGUUGAGGAAGACAAGUUCCGAUUUUCGUGAUUCAUUAUUUUCUAUUUUGUGAACCGUGCCACAGACCCUAUUUAGCGACCAUCGUUGGGCCCGUCCCGAUUGUGCUUGGCAACUUUUGAGAAAUUUAAACUUUUGGUGUUUGGAGCAACCUCUUGCAGUUUUAGCAACUUCGAGCAAUUUUUGCUUUUCUGAGCAAUUCUUGAGCAAAAGAUAGCAUUAAAGUACUUAUCAAGCGUGAAAUAGGAAACGAUUUCAAGAAAAACCAACAAAUAGCCUAUCACGUGACAACAAUUCCCAGGCCUAUUGCGAUCUUUAUCGAAUCUUAUGACAUAAUUGGUUGAAAUGACGUUGGCAGGACUUCACAUGAACCUUUUGUUUUCUUCCGUUUGACUGAAGUAUCGUUACAUUUCGCCCACAUUUGCGAGCAACUCUUUAAAGCUAAGUUUCAAGCUAUUUCUCUUGUCCAAUUUUCAGCAAUUAUUGUGAAUAACGAAAAAGAAAGCUAGUAAUCAACGUUCAUU